AUGACUCAGUUUGGACAACAGCUCUCACUGAAUCUGAAGUUGCUUCAUCUGGAACAGUUGAUUCAUUGCUGAAAGUAUCACACGAUACCAGGACUCGGCAUGCCAAUAAGGUCACUGUUCUUGUUCUUCAGAGGCUACUGAAUGAAGCAUUCAACCAGAGAUCUAAUGUUGAUGAGAGUUUGAGCAACUGGCUGGAACAAAUGUAUAAGAAAUUUCCCACGUUCAAGUUCUGGAACAUGAUCGCACACUAUGAGAUUCUGAUUCUCAUAUUUGUUAGAGCCCAUAGGGAGAGAAACCUCCCAUUGCAUGUUACUGUAUUAGAGGUACUCGUACCAUUGUUCUUUGUGUUAGACCACGUGAACUAUUCUCGGUGGCUGCCUGUGCACAUCAGAGACAUGAAGGCGCUGCCACAAGAUAUCAAAGAUGAAACUCGGAAUCACUGCACAAUCGCAAAGUCGUUACACAGAUACUCUGCGAUCCCAAUCGACCAAGCGCAUGAGCAGGAGAAUAAAGUGGUGAAAGCAUCCGGUGGUGCAGUAGGACUAACUAAGAAUCCAGUUGCCUUCAGACGCUGGAUGACCGCUGAACUCGAGCUUGCCAGACCUCUGAGACAGUACGAGAACGGAUAUCUUCAUGACGAUGAUCCGCAAAACCCCGCUAACUUCGAACACCACGAACAGGGACUUGCAGCACAGAAAUCCUUCCAGCGACAGGUUCAUAGCCUAUCUAACACAAUACGCAAGAUUGGAAAUCCCUUUCUGGAUGACUUCCCAGAGUUGGUAACUCUUGAUAGUCGUAACUGCGCAAAUGAGGCGGUAGUGAAUACAAUCCGUACACUGGAAGACACGGGCACAAAGAAGGAUCAAGAGUAUGUGAAGACCGUGCUCGUGGAUCGGAGUCACUCCAUACAUGAUACGAUCUCAAAGAAUUCACUACCCCUGUUCUCAACAAAGCUCAAAGUCAGAAAUGCUGAUCUUGAAUUCCGGGUAGCAUUUGGAAGAGGAAAGAACUACACUCAUUACAGCAUCAACGCCAUUUGUGCCCAUCUUGGUGAACGUAAAUCACGUUCCCUGCCCGUUUUCACUCCUUGUCAGGUUGUGAUACUACAUCAGCGUGUAGAGGGAAAGGGAAGAAAUCGUUCUGGCAGGCAUGGAAUGCUUAUGAGCGUCUUGACAUACAUUCUGAAUCACUUCAAAGAAUCGAGAGACUAGUUGUCGUAGAUUAUGACAAAUUAAACAA
This is a messenger RNA of Paramuricea clavata, 1239 nucleotides long. The record is from the annotation of a GenBank genome assembly. NCBI's taxonomy places the organism in Eukaryota, Metazoa, Cnidaria, Anthozoa, Malacalcyonacea, Plexauridae.